AUGAGCUCGAAUGAAGAGAAUGGUAAAGUCAUCUAUCUGACUCUGGCGUACGAAGAAGUUAUGGAGGUGCCGUUGUCUAAAUGUGACGGUUUAAUACGACACUAUGUUCCAUCAAAACCACAAGAGGUGUUCGAAACGUAUCGAGACUUGAUCAUCGAACAUAUUCACAAGAAAUGGCCUAACGUCUCUGCUAACUUCACCUUGGAUCCUUUUCGAGGCUAUUUUAACUGCAAUGGUUAUGGUGGCCGAUACACAUUCAACUGUGAUGUUCCUGGUGUCGGUUUGGCGAUUGUGACAAUCACUGAGCCAUUUGAGGCGAGUGAUGGAGAAUUGGCCAAUGACAUGGCAGAAAGAAAACGACGAGCACAAAUCAAUGUCAGCUGA
Molecule: messenger RNA, 384 nt
Organism: Rotaria sp. Silwood2
Lineage: Eukaryota; Metazoa; Rotifera; Eurotatoria; Philodinida; Philodinidae
Source: the annotation of a GenBank genome assembly